This is a messenger RNA of Komagataella phaffii GS115, 759 nucleotides long. RefSeq names its product Alpha 3 subunit of the 20S proteasome, the only nonessential 20S subunit. Lineage: Eukaryota; Fungi; Ascomycota; Pichiomycetes; Pichiales; Pichiaceae. Bases 1 to 759 code for a protein of 252 amino acids. The record is from RefSeq and is a predicted model, not a curated record. Gene Ontology annotation, biological process: ubiquitin-dependent protein catabolic process. The transcript has a single exon. Gene Ontology annotation, cellular component: nucleus; cytosol; proteasome core complex, alpha-subunit complex.
AUGUCCAGAAGAUACGAUAGUAGAACGACGAUCUUCUCUCCUGAGGGUCGUCUUUAUCAAGUUGAGUAUGCCCUUGAGGCCAUUUCACAUGCUGGAACUGCAAUUGGAGUUUUGGCCAACGACGGUGUUGUUUUAGCAGCUGAGAAGAAGGUCACCAGUAAACUGCUUGAACAGGACUCUUCUGCUGAGAAAAUGUAUAUUUUGAAUGAUAAUAUGAUCUGUGCAGUAGCAGGUAUGACAGCAGAUGCUGGAAUUCUGAUCAACAAUGUCAGAAUAACAGCACAAGGUUAUCUAAAGACAUACAAUGAGAACAUCCCUUGUGAAAUGUUGGUGCGUCAUCUGUGUGACAUCAAGCAAGGUUACACGCAACAUGGUGGUCUGAGACCAUUCGGUGUGUCAUUCAUCUACGCAGGGUACGAUGAAAGAUAUGGAUUCCAACUGUAUACAUCCAAUCCAUCAGGUAAUUACUCUGGUUGGAAGGCCACCAGUGUGGGAGCCAACAACUCUAGUGCCCAAACUCUUCUGAAGCAAGACUACAAGAAUGAUAUAAACCUUGAGGAGGCAAAGAAUCUCGCACUUAAGGUGUUGAGUAAAACGAUGGACAGUUCGUCGCUGACUAGUGAAAAGAUUGAGUUUGCUACCAUUACUAAAAACUCCAACGGAAACAUUGUGCACCGUAUAUGGAAACCAGAACAGAUUGACCAGUUACUACAUGAUUCUGGUCUAGUUGAAAAGGAUGAAGACGAUGAAGAGAAUUAA